Molecule: messenger RNA, 450 nt
Organism: Gekko japonicus
Lineage: Eukaryota; Metazoa; Chordata; Lepidosauria; Squamata; Gekkonidae
Product: RNA-directed DNA polymerase homolog
Exons: 1
Coding region: 1-450 (149 amino acids)
Source: RefSeq, a predicted model, not a curated record
AUGGAUGAACUGUGUAAGUUUAUCGAUAAGAACCUAGCAAGGGGUUUCAUCAGGCCAGCCUCCUCCCCUUUUGCGACCCCGGUGCUGUUCCGGAUAAAGAAAGACGUGGGCUUGCGACUGUGUACGGAUUAUCGGGGCUUAAAUGCUGUGUCAUUGACUAAUGCCUACCCCAUGCCCCUCAUCAAGGAUUUACUAGCCGAAGCGGCUAAAGGGAAAGUCUUCUCGAAACUAGACCUCUGUGAUGCAUACUUCCGGGUCCGCAUCCAAGAUCGGGACAAGCACAAGACUGCCUUUAACAUGCCCCUCAGCCAGUUCGAAUACCGCGUAAUGCAGUUCAGUCUUCAGGGGGCUCCGGGGGUCUUCAUGAAUUUGAUUAAUGAAGUUCUGCACAAGCAUUUGUUUAAGGGGGCCCUCGUUUAUCUAGAUGAUAUCACCUCCCGUCACACGUGA